AUGCGUUAUGUUACCGUACUUGGUGCAGGUCUUUUAGUUGGUAUAGCACUUGCUGUGAUAAUGCCUGAAGGCGCUCAUGCUUUAUAUAUGAAUGAAUUAGAAACUACUCAUGAUAAGAUACAAUUGAAAUAUAAAAUUGUUCAUCGACACCUGAAUCAUGAAGAUAAAUUAGAUAAAACUAAAGAUUUACCUCAUGUUCAUAAACCUGAAGUUGAAAUAUCGAAAAAAUUAAGUACACAUAAACAUUCCGCUGCUACUCAUGCAGCAAUUGGUAUGUCAAUAUUAGAGAUGUGCGAGACUGCUCGAAAUAAUUUUUGCCGGUUUCGAGACUAA
Rotaria sp. Silwood2 is the source of this 333-nucleotide messenger RNA. The record is from the annotation of a GenBank genome assembly. Lineage: Eukaryota; Metazoa; Rotifera; Eurotatoria; Philodinida; Philodinidae.